Zonotrichia albicollis (white-throated sparrow) is the source of this 1303-nucleotide messenger RNA. It is a transcript of the gene SFRP1, whose product is annotated as secreted frizzled related protein 1. Gene Ontology annotation, molecular function: Wnt-protein binding. The record is from RefSeq and is a predicted model, not a curated record. Gene Ontology annotation, biological process: non-canonical Wnt signaling pathway; canonical Wnt signaling pathway. Lineage: Eukaryota; Metazoa; Chordata; Aves; Passeriformes; Passerellidae.
ACUAUGUCAGCUACCAGUCAGACCUGGGCCCUUACCCUGGCGGGCGCUUCUACGCCAAACCCCACCAGUGCGUGGCCAUCCCCCCCGACCUGCGGCUGUGCCACAGCGUGGGCUACGACAAGAUGGUGCUGCCCAACCUGCUGGACCACGAGACCAUGGCCGAGGUGAAGCACCAGGCGAGCAGCUGGGUGCCACUGCUCAACAAGAAUUGCCAUAUGGGCACCCAGGUCUUCCUCUGCUCCCUGUUUGCCCCUGUCUGCCUGGACCGGCCGGUCUACCCGUGCCGCUGGCUCUGCGAGGCCGUGCGUGACUCCUGCGAGCCUGUCAUGCAGUUCUUUGGCUUCUUCUGGCCAGAGAUGCUCAAGUGUGACCAGUUUCCCCAGGAUGACGUCUGCAUUGCUAUGACAGCUCCCAAUGCCACCGAGGUCUCCAGGCCCAAAGGAACCACCGUGUGUCCCCCUUGUGACAAUGAGAUGAAGUCAGAGGCCAUCGUGGAGCACCUGUGUGCCAGCGAGUUUGCUCUGAAGAUGACCAUAAAGGAAGUGAAGAAGGAGAACGGGGACAAGAUGAUCAUUCCACGGAAGAGGAAGGCGCUGAAGCUGGGGCCCAUCCGCAAGAAGAACCUGAAGAAGCUGGUGCUGUUCCUAAAGAAUGGGGCAGACUGUCCCUGCCACCAGCUGGACAACCUCAGCCACUACUUCCUCAUCAUGGGCCGCCAGGUGAAGACCCAGUACCUGCUGACAGCCAUCUACAAGUGGGACAAGAAGAACAAAGAGUUCAAGAAGUUCAUGAAGAAGAUGAAAUCGCCCGACUGCCCCACGUUCCCGUCCGUGUUCAAGUGAUGCCCUGGCUGCAGGAGGGAGGGAGAGCCCCUCCCUGGACCUGCCCAGGUGGGCACAGCGGCUCCAUCUCGCUGCUCUGCUGCAGGGAUGCUGGAGCCCAGCCCUCCUGCUCCUCCAUCCUGCUCCUCACAGCUCCCUCAGCCCUUCCAAAGCUUGGCCUGAUGGCCUGGGCACGUGCUGCAAGCAGUGGCUGAGCUCACACACCAUUUCUGACUGCAUUGGUAAAGACCUGUUAUUGUACAGAUAUUGCAAUAGCAGCUGUCAGGUGAAGAGGGCGAGCAGAGGGCUGGGAGGUGAUGUUAAGAGCUUGCAUGCUUGCAGGAAGGACCCUCAUGGACCACAUCACUCCCAUCUUCAUGGCUGCAGGAUUGCCCUGAAUUCCUGUAGGAACCAGAGCUGGCUGAUUAGACAGAGAUCCUAUCUUCAUGAUCAAAGUUAAUAAAUGAGUAGUGGAGAACCCA